AUGGAAUUUCCAAAAACGGUGCUUUCAGAAUCACCAAGGGGCUACAACAUUCUUGAUUUUCAGAGUUCACAGGCUGCCAAUCUCACACCUUACGACGUAGAAACUUAUGGCGAUGGCACAAUUUUGAUCCAGUUAAUAUCUCCUCACAAUUCAAGUUGUGCUGAACCUGUUCUAUUUUUUCAAAUAAUACAUCCGAAUGGGACAAGUUCAUCCAUUUCCAUAAGACCCUCGGAAAUCCCGUUGUUUAAUUUUUGUCAAACGGAGAUCAAUGGGGAGGCUUCUGUUGACCAUAAUGGGACUGUUCAACCGCCGGGUUCUAUAUAUUAUUCCAAAUAUAUGGCGAAUACUGGAUUUUUGUAUGUUGGUUUGCAGAAAAAUACCGGGCAUAUUGCGUGGAGUCAUUUUACCACACCUGAUUUAAUAUACAAUGAUGGAGGCAGCUCAGUAGCCGUCACAUUUUCCGGUUUCCCCGGUGCUUCCGGUGGAUUCGGCUUGGUGGUGUCGCGUGUCUACGGUCGCGAGCUACCUUACGAUCUCGUCUCCUCCACACAUAGUUCACCACCAACAUCAGAUCCCUCCAUGAGUAAGUCGAGUUCCGUGGAUGAUCCAGUAGAUAUUCAUUUAAAGGUCACCGCAUCAUUCAUAUUUCCUUAUGGUGCGGGCAUCACGACACAGUUCGUGAUCUAUUCGAAUCCGUUCCCGGAUCUGGACGUGCUUGCGAUGACUUGCAAUGUGGAUCACGGAGGAGAUGGGAAUGUGUGUCAGUUGUAUCUUUUGCGUAAGGGAAACGUAUCAGAUCCAUAUGCUUUGAAGAUUGUCUUCCAGUCCAUUGGGACGGUAAGGUUGAUACAAGAAAUUUACGCGGAAAACGUGGUAAACGCUGAUAACGUACGGAUUAAUGCAUUGAUCAACGAAGGGACCUUACCACAGCCAGUGAUGCUACCUUCAAACCCCCAUGUGUACGACUUGCUUCCGAAUGAUACAAUGGUUUCCCUGGCACUGGACAAUACAACGAAUAGAAUAAUAUUAGUUUCAUCCGACUUGACAAAACGAUAUUCGUCAGACCCAUACUCCAACCCUCAAAUAAAUUCUACCUAUCCACAUACGAAUGCUCAAAUCUCCUUCCGUAGCACUCGCCUGAAUAUCACCUAUCAGAACCCCGUUUCGCUCUCAACGCAAAACAUCAGCGUCUUCCGAUCUACCGAAGCAAGCAACGGAACUGAUCUACUUAGACAAACCUACUCUGGCCAAUCGGGUUUUUGUGAAUUAAGUAAGGACCGAAGAACAGUCACCAUCACCGUAUUCGGCUCAACAUUCAACGAACCCAACACCAAGUAUUAUGUUGCGAUUGACCCAAAUUUCGUGGUGUUGAACAUGUCGAAUGAACCCCUCUUGGGUGUACGAAAAGGAGUUUGGAAUAUGCGAACAGGCGAAGCCGGGAAGGAACUUUAUUCUGGUUUGUUACUAGAAAAUUCGAGGCAACCUGCGAGCACAAAUUUCUUCAAAACCCUUUCUUCGGCCGAUCAAUUUACGUUCUUCGCUUCUAUCAGUUCAGAACUUGCACAAAUAAUUCCUACCGGGGAGAACCAGUUGCUUCCAUUAAAUCGAUAUCAAUAUGACGCCACUUCGAACGGAAUAAUUUUCGCUAUCUCCAUUGCAGAUACCGCCAUUCUAUCUGAACAGAAUUCUUUUCACGUACUUGAAGACUUGAAUACUUUGAUUGUCGAGAGAGACUUUACGGCUAUUUCGAAGAUGAAAAAUGCGAAUGACUUGUGGAAGAAAAAUAAGAACGAAAUCAUAGGUUUCUCUUCCGGACUCGCGUUAUUGGCAUUGGUAUUUUUUAUUUCCUAUCGCAAGAACCGUCAGGCUCAAAAUGGCGUGAUACUUAAAUUCACUCUGAUAGUGUUUGGCUUUUGUCUCAAUGUCAUUUUCACUUUUACAAGCGCUCGUAAUAUUGAAAUCCUUUAUAUUUCAAGUUUGUCGAUCCUCGUUGUUGUAUUCGUCCUGGAAGAAAUCUCCGGGAUUCUCUUAAUAGUCCAAGAUGUCAACGCGAACUCUCAAUUUUACGAUUGGUUCAAAAGUAAUAUCCCUGUCGUUACGAUAUUCACAAUAUUAUCCGAGAAAGCGCGGGAUAGUUUUUUGCGGAUGGAGAUGGUUUCGUUUUUAGCGAAGGAUGUCCCACAACUUGUUAUCCAGAACUGGUAUGCGAAAAGAAGACAUCGGAACAGAUCUAUUGGUGUUCGUGGGAUCUCCGGUGGCGGCGUUGACGAUGAUAAUGAGCACGACAAACAUUUUACAAAGUUUGGUGACACUGAAAAAAAUGACAAUAUUGAAUACGGGGCUACAGGAGAAACGGAGACAAGAUUAACGCCUGAGGACAUUGGUGAUGUAGGAGUUGCGUUAAGGGAAAUCAGUAGUGGUGAAAGGAAAGGGGUUUACGUCAAGGGAAAUGUGAACGUUCGUUCUUUUUCUAGUGAUAUAAUCGUCACGAAAUCUCCAUUGAUGGAGGUGGCAGGGGAGAAAAGGUCAAUUAAGACGACGGUGAUCGAAGAGGAGAGGGUGAUGGAAGGAGGGAGGACGACGGUUGAGUCGACGGUGGUAAAAGAGGAGGAGACGACAACUGACAUGACGUAG
Messenger RNA from Acaulospora colombiana, 2634 nucleotides. NCBI's taxonomy places the organism in Eukaryota, Fungi, Glomeromycota, Glomeromycetes, Diversisporales, Acaulosporaceae. The record is from the annotation of a GenBank genome assembly.